CAGUCAAGAUGGCAGCGAUGGCGGCUGGAGAUGAGCAUGCUUCCUCUGAAAUAUUGAGAGGACUCGCCAGACAUUUAAAUUGUCUAAACGAAGACAAUAAGUCGACAAGGAAGAGGGCUCUGGAGCUGAUAAAGAGGGAGACAGUAGAUAAAGGACUUUCCAGCAGCGUGUUACAGGAGCUUUUCUCUGCCCUACUCAAGCCUCUCCUUAAAUGCCUGUCAGACCCGAUGGAAAGAUGCAGAGAAACCGCACUAACAAUGACAACAGAGUUUAUUCGUUGUGUCCCUAAACCGGAGGAGUCGCUGCCUUAUCUAAUGCCCUGUCUGGCUCAGAGGCUCGGGGAGAAGGAGACCCUGGAGCCGGCGGAAGAACUCCGGCUGUUGGCCGUGGAGAUGUUGACUCUGACGGUGGAGGUGUGCGGGAAGCAUUUAGCCCCAUAUCUCACAGACAUGAUCAACAUACUGCAGAGAACCAUCGUCGACCCGUUCCCAGAUGUCAGGAGAGAAAGUUGCAAAUGCACCAUAAACGUGGCAAAGUCUCUGCCAGAGCACUUUCACAUGCAGGCUGAGAGCCUCAUGAAGCCUCUCAUGCAGACGAUUGCUCAUCAACACUCACGGGUACGAGUCUCAGUCGUCGAAGCCACCGGGGCUGUCAUUCAGCACAGCAACGGGAAAAACGUGGAUGACGUGCUCUCUCACCUGGCUCAGAGACUGUUUGAUGACUCGCCACAGGUGAGAAGAGCUGUGACUGUGGUCGUUGGUGAUUGGCUACUUCAAAUGAAAGACAGAUACUCUUAUUUCCACAAACUCGUCCCACUCUUGCUGACCUGUAUUAGUGAUGAGAUCCCAGAAAUAAGCUGUCUAGCUGCUGAUUUAUGGAAGCAGGUAGGCGCCCAGUGGGAGAAGGAGAAUGAAGACGAUAUCAAGGACAAGUUAGACUUUCUUCUCACCCAACCUCCAUUCUAUCCACAAGGAGUGGAGCGUCCAGGGCUUGGCUGCAGAGAGCUGGUGGUGAGACACCUGGGUCGGCUGGUGCCGGCCAUUAGCAACGACAUAACGGACUGGCUGGUGCCCACGCGGGUCAGGACCUCUCAGCUGCUCUCCGUGCUGCUGCUCCACGCCGAGGACCACAGCAUCCAGCAUCUGCAGCCCCUCCUGGCCAUCCUCUACCGCGCCAGCACCGACGCGGAGAGGGACGUGGUCAGCAAUAGCCUGGCAGCUGCUAAACUGUUGGGGACCUUUGUCCCUCCUGCCGUCUUCCUCAAGCUGCUGUUGGAUCAUGUGACAAACCUCUCCUCUUCCUCUCACCCCUGGGCCCCCCUCAUGGUGCUGGCUGCGGUGCUGGGAGGCUGCUCCAAACCCCUCCUUAAACCACAUCUCCAAGAGAUUGCCAACAAACUGGCCCAGCCCGACGUCUGCCAGGAAUAUCAACAGGUUGUGUACUUGGAGCAGUUGUUGGCCUGUGUGGAUGCACUGCUGUGUCAGAGCGAGUCAGACUGCAGUGCAGUGAGCCUGCAGCUGCUGCAGGUGCUGGUCACUGUCCAGAGCCUCUGUCCAGAGCCACAUCUCAGCGAAAAGGCGUUGGAGAGUGUGCAGUGUUUGUGUAAGGUGCAGGGUCUGGACUCAGUGAAGGAUCUCUAUAGACAACAUAUGGGCCAGCUGCUGGACUGGCUGUCGGCCUCUGUCAACACCUGGUCCAGUUACUCCCCGCAGAGACUCCAACUGCAUAUCAUAGUCAUACAAUCAGGUCCAGUGAUUGGGGAGUUUGUGAGCCAGUUGAUGCCUCUGCUGUGCUGCUGCCUUCAACCAGACAGAGACAUAGAGAUGAGGAUGACCAUCUUCACAAUGCUUGCUAAGUUGCUACUAGAUGCAACUAACACACUGGAUUCCCAGGGGCAUUUCCGUGACGAGUCAGAGAAGUUCCUGUGUGACGUCUUGCUUCCUAACCUGGUGUGGCGGGCAGGCCGUUCUGCAGCUGCCGUCCGCACCUCUGCCCUAAGCUGUCUGCUGGCCCUGCUGCAUGGAGGGGCCAUCACACCUGGACAGCUGCUGUGUCUGGAGGAGAAGGUGAGUCCCCAGGUGUUGUCGGCCCUGGAGGAGGACUCUCAGAUGGCCCGGCUGCUGGCCUGUCGCUCCCUGUCCAUCAUACUCCGACUUAUAGGAGCCAGUCUGCACCCUGAGGCCCUCAACAAGAUCUACCCCGUGCUGCUGAAGCGUCUGGACGACAGCAGUGAGGAGGUGCGCAGCGUGGCCCUGCAGGCCCUCGGGCUGUGGCUCUCCAGCCUGACCAAAGACUACCCCCCCGAGCUCUAUGCUGCUCAUCUGCAGCUCCUCUUCCAGCAGCUCCUCCUGUACCUCGAUGACCCGGACGACUCGGUGCAGGGCCAAGUGCUCGAGAUCCUGAAGAAAGGUAGCUCAGUCCAUCCGUCACUUCUGCAAAGGGAGGCGGAGGCGGUGAGAGACAAGCAGCGGAGUCCUCUCUACUGCGACCAGCUGCUUCAGCACAUCAGCUCUCUGCCAGCAGGGGCAGGAGCAGAUUAAUGUGCCUUACUUCAAAAAAUGUUCUCUCCUCACAUUUUGAACCAUUUAUGAACCUAUAACAACAUGCUGGAAAUAAUAUGAUGGUGCAUUUUUUUUCUUAAGGACUUGUUACCCUUAACAUUUACUAAUGUGUAUUGGCCUUAAAUGUAUCAUUCCUCAUGGGGUGAGUAGGUGAUCUCUGGUUUGUCUUUUAAUUCAGAAUGUCUCCUUCUCAAUUUGUUAAAGAAGAGUUGUUUUGCUUUCAUUCUUCUUCUUGAGUCUGUUCCUAUGUACAGUUUUAAGGAAGACAACCCCAGUGUGUUUAAAUGUUUUAUUAAUGUACUGAUGAGUCUUCUUUGUGCCUUCCUGCACCCAAACUCUCAGCAAGUUGUGAUUGUUGUCUUUAAAAUAAAUAAAUGAAAUUAUA
Molecule: messenger RNA, 2946 nt
Organism: Trematomus bernacchii (emerald rockcod)
Lineage: Eukaryota; Metazoa; Chordata; Actinopteri; Perciformes; Nototheniidae
Product: dynein assembly factor 5, axonemal-like
Exons: 13
Coding region: 9-2540 (843 amino acids)
Biological process (GO): inner dynein arm assembly; outer dynein arm assembly; cilium movement
Cellular component (GO): cytoplasm
Molecular function (GO): dynein intermediate chain binding
Source: RefSeq, a predicted model, not a curated record